Molecule: messenger RNA, 3139 nt
Organism: Rhodamnia argentea
Lineage: Eukaryota; Viridiplantae; Streptophyta; Magnoliopsida; Myrtales; Myrtaceae
Exons: 7
Coding region: 77-2734 (885 amino acids)
Source: RefSeq, a predicted model, not a curated record
UCCUUUCUCUACCCUCGCUUCCUCUCCGUCUCCCGCCCUCCCUCACCCCCCCCUCUCUCUCUCUCUACCUGCAGAAAUGGAGUCACCCUGCGACUCGACGAAGCGGAAGCGUCCAUCCUCGUCGUUGUUCUCUCCCCUCUUCAACCUCUUCACCCGCUCCGAAACUCCUCCCUAUCCUAGCCGGAAACUCCCUAGGCGAAACCACCUCCCCGACGUCAGCGACGACUCGUCUCACGUCUUCAUCAAAGAUCUCCGCAGCCGGCGCGUUUUCUCUCUCAGCCCAAAGCCGAAGUCGAGCGGGUCCAGUCCCGAUCGCGGAGAGCGAGAGUUCGAGAAGCCCGAUUCGCUGUGCGGGGACGAGGGCGAGGCCCCUAAGGAUGACGUGGACACUACUCUGUCUUCGAUUGUUAGGGAGUACUGCUCUGAGAAGGACGGUGGGAUGGAUUUGUACAAGGACGACGAUGAUGAUGAGAUGUCGGGGGAGGAAGGGCUCAAAAACGCAGAUUUUCAGGCCGAACGCGAUGAAGCGAGCAACGAGGAAAGCAAUCGGAUACCUCCUGAUUCGCCCCAGAAGGUUGUCGCUGCUACUGAGACGGCCAAGGGAUUGGACGAUUCCGGCGAUGAUUGCGUUCAGACCACUCCCCCUGAAGCAACAGAUGUAAUUCUGGGCCUGGAUGUGGAAGAAAAUGGAGGCAAUUGCGAUCUCCAGAGGGCAGAUCGGAUUUCGGUUGAGCCGCUGCAGGGGUCCUCCCUGGAUGAAGGUUCUGGAGGUGAAAUUAGUAAAAGAAACGACUCCGCUUCAAAGAGCGAACCGGGUCUUAAUCCGCAUUUUAGAUUAAGAAGAAGAAUAUACAAGAGGCCUGGUUCAAUCAGCUACAGGCGAUUGCUUCCUUACUUGACAGACAGGGCAAUGGAAGAUUCCUGCACUACUAGAGUUUCCGAAAGUCUAAAGCAUGAAAAGGGUAUGGAAGAAAGGCCACCACACUUGUCUAUCAGCUCUAGCUACAAAGAUAUUCCCAUGGAUGAAUCUAGUGAGCAUGGAUCUGACAAACCUGCAACCGAAGCUGUUCCCCUGGUUAUGCUGACUGCUGAUAUGCCUCAUGAUCCACCAAAGGAUAUAAACUAUGCUGACACCCCAGCUACGGUGAAUGAAGACUUGGGUGAUCGUGCUAUUGAUGGCCAGAUAGGUGGUGGAAAGCUUGAAUUGAUCAUGCAAGGCUCUACUCUCUGUGCCCAUAGUAAAGUCGGAACUUAUACUGAUGUUGGAAAAGAAAAAGGAGAGGCUGAGGUAACUGAGGGUAGGCUUUCUGGAAUGGCUGAUGAUUUAAACAGUGUAAAAUCAGUCUCAUCUUUAACCGAGGAGGAGAGUAUAGUUGAUCAAUGCUUCCAUGAACGAAAGCAUCCGAUGGAUGGAGGAAUGAAAAGAUUUCAGCUAAUUUCUCAGCCCAAUUCCAGCAGCAGAGAAAAUGGCCACUCAUUUUUUGCAGAAAAAACCAGAGGUAGUGAUUGUGGUGAGGCUGCAAAUCAGAUGAUUGAUACAAAUGAAGCAAGAUUGUUAUUUUCGUCAUCAGAUUCAGGGAUUUUUGGAGAACAAGGGGUAAAUGAAAUUGAAGGUAACAAAAUAAAAUUUGUUACGGCUAGGGCAAAUGGGGCGCCACAGAAUUCUCCUAGCAAUACCAGUAAGGUGGGCUACUCCUUUCCUGACAAUUCUACAAAGAGCAAAAUGGUGCUAAAUCCAUGCUCGAGAUUGAAGGUAUUCAAAAAUCCAAGUUCAUUCAGUUACAAGAGGAUGCUGCCCUAUCUAAAGGAAAUUGCAAAAGAUGACUCUUGUAACCCAGGAAAUGGUCAAUGCUUGAAACUUCUGACUAGGUCUAAAGAGGAGUCUUCUUCACCACCUGUGCUCUCUGACUCCGAAAACUCUCCAACUGAUAAGUGCAAUGGUGAUCGUGGUUCAGCUGAUCAUAAUAUAAGCUCUCCAGAAUCACUGGCCCAUGGUACUUGUUUGCAAAAGGAUGAAGAUAUUCUUGCCAAACAUCUCAUAAAAAGCACAGAUAGUGAGUAUGAAUCUUCUUAUGGUAUUGUGAAUGCAAGAGACGAAGGACAUCUGCAGCCAGCAUCACCAUAUUCUGUUGCUGUUCAUCAAUUGAAAGAGGAUUCCCACACUAUGUUAUGUCAGUCAUCUGAACAUGUUGGGGAGUUAUGUGCAAAUUCAACACCAGGACUUUCUUCUGAUGCAAAAGAAAUAGGAGCAGAGGGACCAACGCGAGAUCUUUCUCAAGUAAGGGCUUCAGAUUUGUUCGGGUUUCCUGAUGAAGUUUCAAGAAGGGGAAUUUUGAAAAGAAAUCCGCGAGGAUGCCGGGGGCUGUGUAACUGUUUGACCUGUGCUUCUUUCCGCCUCAAUGCAGAAAGGGCAUUUGAGUUCUCAAGGAACCAGAUGAAGGAUGCUGAAGAAACGACUUCUAGUUUGAUAAAUCAACUAUCUCAACUAAGGAGCAUAGUGGAAAAAAUCAACUGUGGUGUUAGCAAUCUUGCUUUGCUGCAGGAAUCUCAGGUAAGAGAAGCUUGUAGAAGAGCAUCGGAAGCUGAAGAACUAGCAAAACACCGCCUUUCUCAAAUGAAUGAUGAACUCAAUAUCCACUGUAGAGUUGCUCGCUUGCAUCGCCCAAGGGUAAAGUUCAGUGACAGCACAGAAAACGGCACUUUUCAUGAAGAACUGGAAAGCAAAGUGUCUUGAGUACCUAGGUCAAUGCUAGUACCGUCUGAAGAUGUUAGGAAUUUUAUCAAGAACCUAGGUCAGAGACAUGAUCGGGUCAACAUUAGUCGGGCACGCUUUAUUGAAACUGGAGACGAGGGAUGACAAUGUUUUUGACGUGGUUGGAUGAAAAUGGGCGGAGCAUUGAGGUGCACAUUAUGCAGUCUUAUUUGGCCAAAGCACAUGAUAUAUGGGUUCAGGGGAAUGAGUCUUAUAUUAAAAGCAUGUUUAGGUCUGGGACCUACUGGGAUACUGCUAUCAACUAGAAUUUAAAAAAUGAUGCAUAUCCUGUAAGUAGAGAUCCACUUCCAUGUAUAUUUCGUUGUCACGCCUUCACGACAAUAACUAAUAUGAUAUAGUUAUAAGAUUGUUGCUUUUGAGUUCACA